Molecule: messenger RNA, 6746 nt
Organism: Saccostrea cuccullata (small rock oyster)
Lineage: Eukaryota; Metazoa; Mollusca; Bivalvia; Ostreida; Ostreidae
Product: microtubule-associated protein futsch-like
Exons: 9
Coding region: 133-6357 (2074 amino acids)
Biological process (GO): regulation of transcription by RNA polymerase II
Cellular component (GO): chromosome
Molecular function (GO): protein binding; chromatin insulator sequence binding
Source: RefSeq, a predicted model, not a curated record
CAGAAAUCUACAUUGAAUGACGACUAUCUUCUCCAUGUGGUGUAUGAAAGUUGAAACUUGGACCCAGAAAAUCGUCAUUUCAGGCCAAUUUUAGAGGAUUUCAUCCACAGGAUGAGGUUAUAGGUCGUUACCAUGGUGUAUGGAAAUAUUCCCAGUCACAUCAAGGCACCAGAAGGGGUAGAACUUAAGUCCUCUAAGGUGGACCGUAGGAUUACAGGUGCCUGGUGUACAAGUGAUGUCAAACAAGGCUCUCUGUUUGGACCCUUUAAAGGAGAAAUUGUGAAGGAGCAUGAAAAGAAGAAGAUAGAUUUUAGAUAUGCCUGGGAGGUUUAUGAUCUGGAGACCAGUGAACUCAUUCACAUUAUCAAUGCCACAGACCCCAACAAAGGAGACUGGACCCGCUAUGUCAACUGUGCUCGCUACCUGGAGGAGCAAAAUCUGGUGUCGGUCCAGGAGGGGACUCAGGUGUUCUACAAGGCCAUCAGGGACAUACCAGCUGGUGAAGAACUCCUGACUUGGUUUGAGAGAAGUCGCAUAAAAAAGAACAGUAACUCCAGUAAAACUGAGGAAAAGUCAAAGACAAAAGGUACAACAAGUCCUAAGAAGAGGACAAUCAAAAGAUCUAAAUCAGACGCGAGCCUUGGUUUAGGAGAGAAUGUUACGAUAAGUGAAAAACGACAGCGGAAGAAAAAGAAGAUAUUCGGAGAUGUCGAAGAAGUGUCUCUGGCAGAACUCAUUCCAAAGAAACGAACGAAGCGAAGCGUGGAAUCUCAGGAGUCCGUGACAGAAGAUCCCUCAACGGAAGCCAUCACUACGCAGAUCUUCAACAGUCUGGACGUGGACACCAUCAAAGUCUACAGCACGUCUAAUGGUGGAUCCGAGUUCUUUGAGGCGGAUAAAAAGAAAUUAAAAGAGAUCGAGGAUAACUGGAAGUACCCUUCAAAACGGAGGGAGUAUCAGUUUGGCUUCCUUAAUCGUAUCGCUACCAGCGUCAAUAAUCGACGCAUGUACAAGUGUAAUAUAUGUGGGGGACUGUAUCGACACAAAUUUAGCUUAAAAAGACACUAUCUACGCAAUCACAUCAACUGUCAGUAUCUGAGUAAGGCUGCCAUAACAAACUGUAUGAUAUCCGUGGCCUCUCAGUAUCACGCAAUCCUGCAGGAAAACGGAGAGGAAGCCGUGAACAGGAUACAUACCAACAUCCACAUAAAAUCAGAGGAGGGGGAAACAAAUGAUGAUGAGAAGUCUGAUGAUUCUGCCAAUGAAACAGUGGAAGAGGAGUCGUUAACUGAUACAGCAAGUAACUGUGAGGAAACUCUGGAUGAGUCCUCAGCUGAUGUCAAUCCGGAUGAAAAGUUCACUGAGUCUGGGCUCUAUCCAGGUCUAUACAGGUGUAAUGUGUGCAAUAAGCUGUUUGAUAAGGCCCCUGAACUUACAGACCACACCAAGGAACACUCGGAAGUUCCUGAUGCUAAAACGUUUGCUUGUAGUCUGUGCAAUAUGACCUUUAAGUUUAAAAUGAAUCUGGUGCGCCAUCAACUAGUCCAUGAGGGAAAAACUUCUGGGAACGGCACAGUGGGAACCAGUAAACAGAAGAUCAAGGUAGAACCAGUCAAUGACAGUGGGGAUCCCAUGCGACCAUUCAUGUGCUCUCAGUGUCCAAUGAAAUUCAAGUAUUCCACAAAUCUGGUCAAGCAUGAAGCUGUUCAUUCAGAUAAUCGCCCUUGCAAAUGCACUGUUUGUGACAAAUCCUUUCCCUCCAUGACUAACCUGAAGAAGCACAUGAACAUCCACAUCGGGUGUAAGGUGCCGUGUCGUCACUGUGAGGCAGUCUUCUCUCACGUUGGCGCCCUGAGGAAGCACAUCCGACUUCUCCACCCCACAGUCCACAGGGAGAGGCUUCUCAAGCUGCUGGAGAAGCAGGGAAAGCUGGGAGUGAAGGCUCAGAAGUACCUGGACAACAGCUACGAAAACGAGAACAGCAAGUCCUCGGACAGAGCAAGCACCUGCAGCAGCUCAACAGAGGGGGACAAAGAGACAAAGCCAAAAAAGGAAAAGAAGUCCAAGACAAGGAUUGAGGAUGGAAUAGACUCCAGAUUCAAGUUCUCCUGUACUAUUUGUAAGAAGAGAUUCACAGAGUAUGCCAACAUGUGUCGGCAUCGACGUGUGGCUCAUGAAGAUCCAGAUGAUGAAGUUAACAGUAAUGCUAACUCAGAAGGGAGCUCUGAGUCUGCUAAUGUGGUUGAGGAGAACCCAGAGCUUAUAGCGGCGUUCUUCGCUAAUGUGGCAUACAACAUCGCCGAGAACCUGACGUGUUACCUGGACGGAGGGCAGGCGGCGCUGGAGGCCCACAGUAAACGGGGGGAGGAGGAAGAAGAAGUGGACGUGGAAAACGUGGAGGAAGAAAAAAAGGUGGAGGAACCCGGCAAGAUCGCUCUGGACCAGUACAACUUUCCACAGAGCUACAAUCCCAGGCUGCUGCAUGAUAACUUUGAAUAUUGUCCACUAGAUCCAUCAGAGCUGAUGAAGAAGUAUGAAAAAGAAGUGCCAAAUUAUUUUGAUGUGAAUAUUGAUGAAAAUUCCCUAGAUGACCGUGGGCCAGCUCUUUGUACCCGAAGGAGGAACUCCAAAGACAGUAAGGAUGAUAGCAGGGACAGCAUCUGGGGCAACAGGUUUGACAGCAGUGUGACAAACUCUCCAGUCAAAUCAGAAAGGAGUGAAUCCCCCAUGCUGAAGAUCACCUCCGUGUUCUCAGGAAAAGAGGCAGCCAUGCUGAUGCCGGAGACUCCCAAAAAAGACCCUUCUAAUGCAGAAAUUAAUGAGGACAACAAAACAAUCACCAUAGCACCACUGGAAAGUGGGGCAGACAACACUGGUGACACUGAAGAAAAAUCUAGUAAUGAUUCUGAAGAGAAAGCAAAGAAUGGAAGUGACACAGAGACAUUGGAAAACAAUGAUAAGAAAGUUGAUGAUGAUCAAAAAGAGGAUUCAAAUAAAUUGUCAGAUAAUGUUAAGCCACAAAAUACAGAGAACAAAAUAAAUGAAGAAAUAAAGGAAAAUGGUUUAACAAAGGAAAGUGCUAUAACAAAGGACUCUCCUGAGGUAGAUGGUACAAGUCCUAGUGACAUUAAUGGGAACAGAAAACAAUCACAAGAAAGUACAGAGGAGAAAUGUGUAAUAUCUGAAAGUGAAAACCAAAGCUUAGAGAAGGACCAGGAAAAUAGUGAAAGUGAGCAUCUCCCAAGAAGGCAUAUAUUUAAAAUCAUGGAGUACAGUAAACUAAAGAAAGGGGGCUUAACAGUGAUUUGUCAUAGUGAUCUACAGAAAGCUGAUAAGAAGAAGACGGAGAAAGAAAAUGAUAAGACUGAUUCUGUGUCGCAAAAACAGAGUGACAAUAUCAAUUCAGUUGGCACUAAAGCCUCAGCAGAUUACAACACUACAGUAGGUACAAAUAUUGGAGAUGGGGCAGACAACAAGCCAAAGACUGAGGACUUGGGGAGUGACGACAGUAAUUCUGGGAUCUUACUGGUGGACCUGUUCACUGACUCUGACUCCGACCAAACUAAUAACAAAGACCAUGACUUGAUGCUGCAGGGACUUGAUUUAGCCAGAGGAGCUAGGGGUAGACCUGAUGAGAAGAAACCCAAGUCCUCCAGCGCAGGCAACUCUCCUCACAGGAGUCCACUGUACAACUACGAGACCAUCAUGUUUGGUAAGCUGGGAGACACGGCUUAUGUGUGCUCUGUCUGUAAGAGGCAUUAUCCAGACUUUGAUAGGUUACUCCGACACCAGUGGAAGAAGCAUCCAUCCAUUUACUGCGACUUCAUGGAGGUAGAACAAGGACACGAGAUUGAGAGUCUCUACUACUCCAAACCCUGCAAUAGAGGGUUACUGGGGUCAUCUGGUAAAGCCCUGGAGAGAGCUAUAAAUAGACCAUCGUACAACUGCACUCGAUGCAGAGGGUCAUUUAAGAGUGUGGACAGACUCCGAGUUCAUAUCAUUAACUGUGCAACCCCUCAACCAUCUCCUAAGAAGAAGAAAUCAUACUACAAACGUAAGACACCAAUUAAAACAGAAAAUGGGGAAAUUGAGAGUCCAUCCAAACUACCCAGUCAAGUGAACGUCAAGGAGCUUAACUCUAGAAUGAAGGAACUUUCUUCUAAAAGUGACAAGGAGGAGGAUAAGGUUGUCAGAGCAGAAUCUGUGAACUCAGAGGAAGUGAAGCCGGAUCAGAAAGCAGUGGGUGACGUCAGGGAGAGACCCACAACUCCAGUGGAGAAGAAAAAUACCACCCAGAAGAAACCCGGGAAGAGAAUGACCCCUGAGAAGGUAGAAAUAGUCAAGGACAAAGAGGAGGUAUUUCAGGAGAUAAAGGUCAAAGAGCAGAAGACACUGAAGCCACCAUCUACAAAACCUAACGAGAAGAAAAAAAUGGUGGAAAAGAAGAUAAAUACACCAGUGAAAGGUAAAAGUACCAUAAUUACGAAGUUUAAAGGCAAAGCAGCUGGAAAGUCUAUUUCACCAGUCAAAAUCAAAACUGAACAAAGCAAGGCUGUAAAAUUGAUGAAGGUGUCAGAAAACAUGCAGCAGAAAAAGUCCAGGAGAAAACGAGAUUUUGUGAUCUACAAUCCGAGAAAUCAUAUCCGUCGACGAGAAUUUAGUGAGGUUUUAGAUAAACAACAAUGCAAAGGCUGUGGAGUUAAGUUCAAAACUAUCUCUCUGUUGGAGAGGCAUGUGAAGAAAUGUGACGAGAAAGAUAAAUUCAAGGACAUAAAACUGAUCAAAUCUAACGUGAAUGAAGAAUUCCAUCAAAAACAGAGACACACAUGCUUCUAUUGUAACAAAGGUUUUAUUUAUCCCAAAUCUCUAAUGAACCACUUCAAGGCUUUCUGUUUGGUGAAGAAAGACAGAGGAUCCAAUGGCACACUGUCAGAAGAAGACAGGGCCACAGAGGCAGCCAUGAUGAAACGACUUGUUCAACAGGAGGAGGACAGAAAAAUCACGACAGAGGAGUUUGAUCUGCAGGAACGUAAAAAGGGAGGCUGGCCUCGCGGUAAGAAGAGAAAACACAAACGGAAGAAUCAUUCCUGGACAAUUAUUAAACAGAAGAAGCCAUCUUCUAGUGAAGCAGAUGUAGGGGUUGCUUCUCUUCAAGAGUUCGACUUAGAAGCAUCUGAGAUGGAAGAAGAAAGUAGACAACAAGAUACAACUAAGGGUAACAUGAAAUCGAAGAAAAGCAACAAAUCUGUAGAAGUUAAAGAACAAUCAAAACAAGUGACUAAAACUUCUCAGAAGGAAGAAAGCAAGAAGGAAUCUGUUAUCAGUAGUGGUUCAUCAAAGGCAGUGGCAAAAGUGUCUGAUUCAGCUUCAAAAGGCAAGAAAGGGAGUGAAAGCAGUGUUAAGACAGAAGGAGGUUCAAAAGGUGGUAAAAAAUCUGUAUCAAAAUCCUUACCAAGUGAUAAAGAAAAAUCAGAGAAAGAUGGAACAGAGCCACCCAGAAAAAGAGGAAGGAAGAAGAGUGUCAAGGCAGACAGCGAUGAUAUUGUGAAGAAUCCGGGAGAAGAGGAUGAGGUGAAGGCUAAGAAAGCGAAGAUAGAGGAGAGUUCUAAUGUGUCUGGUGCCAAACAAAACAAGGACACCAAAAAACCAAAGAAGGUCAAAGGUGAAGCAGCACCCAAAGAGGGUAAAAAAGAUGUAGAGGACAAGGAACAAAAAUCACAGACAGAUGCAGGUGAUGAGGAGGAAUCAACAAAAGAAUCAACACAGAACACAGAGGGAAAGAUGAAAAAAGGGAAAAUGUCAUUCAAUAAUCCAGACAUGAAGUUUGUGACUAUGAAAAAUAUUGUUAAGAAAGGUGGGGGUGGGGGGACACCCAUCAAAACCGUAGAGAAAGAAGUGGAAGAAGGCAGCGAGAAAGUGUCCCCCAGCAAACUUACAUUCCAUAUUUAUGACUCAAAUAGCUUCGCAAAGAAGAAAACCACUACAGCCUUAGGGCCAGGUUUGGCAAAGAAAUUCCACAUAAUGCAGCCCAAAGACUUUGUAGGGAAAAGCAGUGCACAGGGUGAGAGUAGUGUUAAGGUGGGAGAGAAGGGGACGAAAACAGGGGAGGGAGAGCAAUCUAUCCAGGAAGGAAAAGGGUCAGCCAUAGUGAGGGGUUAUCCAAAGAAGGGGGUGGGAGGGGAGGCAGGGGGUCAGGAAAUGCAGGAGGGUGGGGAGGAGGGAACAGAGAAGAAAUCCACGGGGUCCAAUAAAAUAAAGGGUGUAGUGAACAGAAAACCUGACAUGCUACAGUUUCAUCAGGUGGACGUGGCAGCCAUGAAAAACAAGAAAGGAGCCAAGAGUCUCAAGAAAACGUAAACUGGUGAACAAUGCGGCAACAUUUCAGAGUGUGAAAGGGUGUGUGUAAAAACGUAAACUGGUGAACAAUGCGGCAAUAUUUCAGAGUGUGAAAGGGUGUGUGUAAAAACGUAAACUGGUGAACAAUACUGCAAUAAUUCGGAGAGUGAGAGAGGGUGUGUUUAUUGUGGUUUAUCAGAGAAAGUCAACAGCUAGAGCAGACUUUGUGUAGUUCUUGUGUUCAUUUUAUACCUUGGUGCUCUUAUGAUUAGUUUGGCCUUUAGCUGCAAUCAAAAUAAUUCUUCACAAAUAAAAUACUGCAGUUCUGUGCACAUAAGAAUAAUGACUAAGUAACAUAUGAAAUGAUUUUUAUUGAUGCUUUUAAAUUGUUUUAAUUUUUUAGGAGGUUU